Molecule: messenger RNA, 3504 nt
Organism: Actinia tenebrosa (Australian red waratah sea anemone)
Lineage: Eukaryota; Metazoa; Cnidaria; Anthozoa; Actiniaria; Actiniidae
Biological process (GO): cell differentiation; protein export from nucleus
Cellular component (GO): centriole
Source: RefSeq, a predicted model, not a curated record
ACAAAAUCAAAAUGGCGGCCAGAAAUGUUGGGAAGUUCCUAUCUCCAGCUCAUUUUGAAGUUAUUCCCCGUAAAACAGGUUCUACUUCAAAAACAGGAACUGGAGACAAGAAAUUAUUAACCCCUGGAGAAUACGAGAAGGUAAAUGUUCCCGGGAAAGUUUUAAAAGAGUUAAAUGAGGCUAAAAAGAAGUUGGGAGUUUCCGAAGCUGAUCUGCAAAAUGAAAGAACAGAGGUGGACUGUCUUCGAGAUGAAGUGAAGACUUUGAAGGAAAUGUUGGAUGAGAAUGCUGUUGAGCAGAAAGAGAAGAAUCGUAGGAGUAAGGAUCUUCUGCGAAGAGCUGAGGUUGUUGGCGAGAGGUAUGACGUGAGAAGGCUUGUUGAACUUGAAGAGGAGAACGCAGCUCUUCAGUCAGAAACCAGGAAGCAACAAGCUAUAAUAAGUAAACAAAGAAACGAUAUAAAAGAGAUAAAAUUAAAUUAUGAAAGAGAGCUCGAAAAAUUAGACGAAGAGGUAACAAAGUACAGUCCCUUGGUCAGACAACUGAAACAAGAAAUCAAAGAAAAGGAUGCAAAAUAUGAGAGUGAUUUAGAAAAUCUUAGAGAACAAUUAAAAAGCCAAACUUCUGAAAUAAAAGAUUUAACAUCAGAGCUACAAAAGGCACAUGAACAGAUAAAUAUUAAUAGAGAAGGAUUUGAAAAUGUUCUUAGUCAACAUGAAGCUCAGAAAUACCAGGAUAUAAAGAGUCUUCGGGAGUCUCUGAAUAACUGUAAAUUCAAAUAUUCAAGGGAUGUGAAGGAGUUGAGUGAGUGUAUUGUUGAAAAGGAUAAGAUUAUUGGUUCACUGCGGAAUGAUUUGACAAACAAAGACAAGGAAAUGGCUGCAGUAAAAGAUGGGGCUCAAAAGAAGGAAAAAGAGUUUUUGGAAAGUGUAAGCCGGCAUAAAGCUGAAAUUCAGACUAGCCAGGAACGUUUUGAAGCAACUGGUCAAGAACUGAGACAUGCACUUCAGGAAACUAUGAAAUCACACGAAAAGACAUUGGAGGAAUUCAGAGAAAAACUGCACAAAAAAGACCAGCAGAUAAAACAGGAACAGAAUACUAUUGAACAGCUAAGAGUAUACAUUGGAGAAAACCUUCCCAAUACCCAGCUUGAAAGAAUGAGAAAUSAAAAUGAAGAAAUGAAAGAGAAAAUGGAAACAUUGAUGAAAGAAAACAAAACUGUUAAUUCUACUGUUGAAUUUCUAAAAAUCAGGCUCAGCUCGUUGAAUGAAAUCAUUUCCAUUCACGAAGAAGAACUGAAUAAGAGAAUAGGAAGUGGAGAAGAUAAAGUAAAUAGUUUGUUGUCAAGAUGGAGGCAGAAGGUCUUUGCUUUACUGGUUCAGUUGAAGUCACAAGAAAUCAGCAUUGAGAAUGAUAAGAAUAUGARCAAAYACUUGGUUUCUAGACUUCAAAGUGAGCUAGAGGYGUCAAGAAAAGACCUGGACAUCAUUUCACACACACUGGCUGAUAGAAAUGCAGAACUUCAGAUAGAAUUAAAUACAACAAAAUCCCUGCRACAGGAGCUUGCCAAGAAGACAGCUGAUGAAAAGAGUUUAAUGUCAUCUUUAAAGAGCCAACAAGAGGCAAUGCUUAAUCUGUAUGAAUGCUCCUCAAAUAUGGCUCCUUUUCUGGAGAAUCUGGGUGAUAACAUGAGUGAAGCUUUUKCAAGGCUAAGCUCACUUUCUCAAAGAGUAUCCUUUGCUAGCGGGAGAGUUCAAUUCCUUCAAGGUCUGUUUGCACAUAAAGAAGCCAAGUGGAAAAAUGAGUUUAAAAAUGUUUUAGGUGAACAAGAAAGACCUAUGGAUGCUGAAGGAACAUCCAAUGAAAAUAUAGAGGAGACAAGUUUAUUUUCAGAGCAGCUGUUGAAGGAGAUCAAAAGGCUAACACAAGAAAGAGACAUGCUGGCUACACAGGCUGUCAAAGAUGCUGAACUACUGGAGUGCCGUGUUGCAAAUAUCAGAACAGAAUAUGAGGGCAGUUUAGAAGAGUCUGCACUGAAAAUAGAACAGUUGCAGUGUGACCUGAAGKAUGAAAAAGAGCGCUGCAGAUCACUUGCAGAAAAACUCGAUGCUCUGGAAACUGUUCUUGAAGAAUCAAAUGAGACAGUUGACAGUCUUAAAAUGGAUCUASCGAAACACCACUCAGAAACUGAAAGAACACUUGACAAGGCCCUAGCAGACGAACAAGCUAAAUUCACUGAACAGUUUGCCCAACUUGAAAAGCAACUGAAUGAUGUGAGAAGAGAACACACCAAGACARUAGUGGCUCUCCGUCAAGCAGAGCAUCAAGUCAUGAGAGAGAAAGAAAAAUCAGAAGAACAAUUAAUGCUUCAAAAGAAAGAAUAUGACAUGAAACUUCAGCAGCUUGAAAAGCAGAACACAAAUCUUGAGAAAGAAAGAAAUAUGUUGGUAACAACUGUGAGACAGGAAGGUCUUACUCUUCCUCGGAUGCCACCCAAGGGAUAUAUAUCUUCUACCGAUGACUCAGAUACCAACCACAAAGAAAAAGAAAACAAGAAUUUAUCUGCAGGAACAAGUGAAGUAAAGCAGCCAACCAGACAAAAAAGCAAAAAGGGAGACAAAACUGCCAGAAGUAAAAAGCAUUUAGAACCUAAAAAUACUAAUGAGAGAGAAUCAGAUUCAAAGGCCRUGGCUUCUGCACUUUAUGACCUGAAGUCAUUAUCUGAAGCAAUCCUAAAGAUGAACGAUAAUGAUGAUGACCAUGAAAUUGUAUAGGGGUGUGUGUAUGCAUGGCUUUGGCUCCUGUAGUUACAAGUGUAUGAUGGAAGUUACAAAUGUAUGUUGAAAGAUGAUGAUGAUGAUGAUGGAUAAUGGUGACAAUGWUAUUUUUAGGGUGUCUGUAUGCAUGACUUCAGCCUCGGUAGUUAUAAAUGUAUGAUGGAAAUUACAAAUGUACGAUGAAAGAUGAUGAUGAUGGAUAAUGAUGAUGAUAAUGAUAUUGUAUAGGCAUGUCUGUAUGCAUGGCUUCUGCUACUGGAGUUACAAAUAUAUAAAGCUAGAUAUAUAGAUAAUGGAUGAUGAUGAUGAUUAUCGAUGAUGGUGAUGAUAUGUUUUGGAUAUGUUAUGUCUGUAUGUAUGGCUUCUGCUUCUGAAGCAACAGUUGGACGAUGUUGAUAAUGUUAUUAAGAUGAAUUCUUUGGUGCUUUUAUAAGAAUUUGAAGUUAUUCUCUGAAAUACUUUUAAAUAGUGUAAAUACAGUGUAGGAUAAGAUGAUGAUCAUGACUGGUGUUUUGAGGCAUUAAAUUUUAAUAAUGUGAAAACAAUAUUGUAAAAUAAAGGUCCUAAAAUAUCAAGUAAUUUAACCUGUAUUUCAAAAUUUCUGUACACUUUUUCUCAGAAGAAUUAUGUCAAAGAUAAAAAUAUGAGCCUUUUGAAAGCAAAACUACUGUUGUUACCUAUAUUACAUUUGUAAAACAUAAGUUUGUUUAAAAAAAAGUUGUGUAAA